AUGUUUUUAAUAAACAAAAAUCAAGCGAUAAUUUGUGAAAAUAACCACAGGUCAGAAUUACCUGAGCAUCAACUAUUUUUAACUAUACCCGAUAAUGAAUUGUCAUUUGUAGAAUGGCUAAAUCAGCUUGAAAAUGAGAAAAAAUUAUUUAGUGGAGAUAAUAAUUUAUUCUGUGAAACUUGUGGACAGAGAUCUGACUCAGAGAUUGUGACAGAAAGAAUUGAGACUCAUGAAAUUUUAGCUUUUUAUAAUGGCAAAAGUAAAAAUUUGAUUGAAAAUGCUCCUAAUUCUGUUUCUUUAGGGGAAAAUCAGUAUGAAAUAUUCGGAAUAAUUGUGUACAGUGGAAGACACUACAUAGCUUAUACAAAAGAAGAGGGAAUUUGAAAUGAGUAUAAUGAUAAUGAAGUCACAGCAAAUAAGCAUCCAAAUCCAAAUAAUAGCUAUAUGCUGUUUUAUAAAAAAACUUACAAUUAA
Blepharisma stoltei is the source of this 474-nucleotide messenger RNA. NCBI's taxonomy places the organism in Eukaryota, Ciliophora, Heterotrichea, Heterotrichida, Blepharismidae. The record is from the annotation of a GenBank genome assembly.